AUGAAGAGUCAACAGAAUGUGCGCUUGGACGAAAUAACAAAAAUGUCAGAUCGAAUAUCUACGAUUGGUAGGUUUGGUGAAAUCGUAAAUUUUGAGACACUUAUUCCACUGGAUGUAACAAGCGAUUUGGUGAUCAUUUGCGAUGGGUACUUCCCUCAAUUUUCUUCUAUGAUUGAGGCGCUUCCAGACAUUGUCCAAAUCACUUUGGUCUACUUCUCCACACGCAUUUUUAAGACAAACGCUUUGGGCAAAGAGGACGCUUUAAAAACGUUCACACCAGAUUUCUUUCAAAACACAGAGAAGCCAACGGCUAUGACAAACACGUUUCAAACACAACAGGACAAUAUAUCAUUGGCUAAGGUAUUACUUCUCUUCACAAAUCGAAUCAAAAUGAACAUCAAAUCGCUAAAGAAGAACGUGUUACUUGUAUUGACUAAAAACAGAAACUUUACACAUGAACUCCCAGACACUUUUGUCACGAGUAUCCUUCCACUUCUUAGACCACCAGAGGUGUUUUUAUCAAUUUUACUUACAAAACCACAUUUAUACAAACAAGUCGCAUAUAUACACGAGAAACUCGGCGCGAAGGUUGUCGCUGGAAUAUCAACAUUGCCACCUAGAAAAAUUCCCAAAGACAAAGGCGAGCGAAUCGAGAAGAAGGGAUUCCGAAUCGACAUACCCACAGAUUAUUGGGAGACACAUCCUUUUGGAUGCGAAAACACGCCGACACAUUUUGUAGUUACUCCAGUUAGUAUAGCUGUGUACAAAAAGUGCUCGAGAUAUGGUGAAAAUGAUAGACUUGCAGAGUACGACUGUUUUUUCGAUAAAAAGACUGGUGUUUUGUUAUCGGAGAAUGAAGAAGCGAUGGAAGAAAAGGAUACGAUGUUUAGCGAAAUGGAACAGCGAGGGUUGGUGUGUUACUUAGUGUGGUUGUUCAACGAGGAGAGUAAAAAGUUUGGAGGGAAACCGAUUCACGUUGGUCAGCGGAGUAUAUUUGUUGAGGAUUUUACGUGUUCUAUAUUUAGGGAAGAAGAGUGGAUGUAUCCCAAAAGCGAAGUGUUCAAACGAAUCAAAGGGUACAAGAGAAUGUAUUUAGAAGAACGGAUAAGUACAACGAAAGUGUUGAGCGACAUCAGUCAGAGUCUGACGUUAGAGUGUUUCAAGCACUUUUCACAAAAAGCGAGUCAAGACCAAUUAAUUGUUGAUUUGAAAACCGUUGGAGUGAUUGAGAGUGAAGGACAUAGUGAAUAUCAAAUAGAGGAGUGUUCUGUACUCCAUACCUCAUUAUUCAAAUUCAUGUUAGUGAACCGAAAUUUUGAAAGAACGAAAACCACUGCAUUUUCGGAACACACGUGUAAUGUCAACUGUGAACGCAUCAAACUCGGUGAAGAAGACGAGUUGGAAUCAAGCAAAAAAAAUCGAGCUAUCACAGCCGUGUGA
Molecule: messenger RNA, 1440 nt
Organism: Entamoeba invadens IP1
Lineage: Eukaryota; Evosea; Mastigamoebida; Endamoebidae
Exons: 1
Coding region: 1-1440 (479 amino acids)
Source: RefSeq, a predicted model, not a curated record